AUGUCGGACUUACCUCAAGGACCCCUGCCGGUUGAUUGCGAAGAAUCCGUCUUUAACAUUAUCCGUGAUGUCGGUGUUAGUGUACUCACCUUGUCGGUCCUACGCAAGCGCCUUGCGGCGAAGUAUAAGAUCGACUUUUCUCCCCACGACUCCGCCGUAGAGGCUGCCGUCCAGAAUUAUCUGAGCUCGCCUGAAGGUCUGAAAGAGCUGGCGAAGGUACGGUUGGCGAAAGCGGAAGGGCCUGUGGGUGGGAAGGGGAAGAAGCGCGCUCGCUCGCCGAAGGAGAGCGGCAAGGAAUCUAAAAAAGAGAAGAAUGGAAAAUCUAAAAAGGUUAAAAAGCCUGACGAUUACCCCAAAGCAGCUUUGUCCGCGUACUUCAUCUUCGGCAAUCAGCAAAGGGAGAAAAUCAAGAUGGAAAAUGUUAAUAUGGUGAAUACUGAAAUUAUCAAGGAAGUGGGCCGCCGCUGGGCUGACCUCUCCGAAGAGGAAAAGGGGAACUAUAAAAAGCUUGCGGAAGCUGAUAAGGCGCGUUUUGACACUGAACUGAAGGCCUACAUCGCCGAUGGGGGCCAGAUGUACAAGCGUGGCAAAAAAGACGGAAAGAGUUCAAAAGGAGAAUCUAAAGGCCCCAAACGCCCCUCAACAUCCUUUAUUUUCUUUUCAAAAGACUUUCGAAUUGAUCACCCAGAGCUGAGCAUGAUCGAGCAAACAAGGCAGGCUGGGAUGGAAUGGAAAAAGCUGAGUGAUGAAGAUAAAAAGCCAUUUGAGCUGAAGGCGGCGCAGGACAAGGAGCGAUACAAUCUUGAAUGUCAACAACAAGGAUUAAAGACAAAAUCUUCUAAUGCUUCAAACGCAGCGGUGAUGGUGGACGACACUGCUAGCUCCUCUGACGACAGCUCAAGCUCUGGUAGUGAUGGUGACUAG
Phytomonas sp. Hart1 is the source of this 924-nucleotide messenger RNA. The record is from the annotation of a GenBank genome assembly. Lineage: Eukaryota; Euglenozoa; Kinetoplastea; Trypanosomatida; Trypanosomatidae.